Molecule: messenger RNA, 885 nt
Organism: Octopus sinensis (East Asian common octopus)
Lineage: Eukaryota; Metazoa; Mollusca; Cephalopoda; Octopoda; Octopodidae
Product: coiled-coil domain-containing protein 189-like
Exons: 8
Coding region: 1-885 (294 amino acids)
Source: RefSeq, a predicted model, not a curated record
AUGGAGAAAAUGAGUCACCUUGGAAGAUUCCCCAUUGAAAUUCUCCAAGGAAUACAUUACUUGAGUACAAUUUGGUUUUCCACUCUCAUGCUAUGCGUCAGAAAAUUUGUGAUGUUGAAUGACUUGAAUGCUGACCAAGCACAAGAACUCUUAGAUGCUCCAACACUGAUUGAUGUGAGAGAUAUCCUUGCUGAAAUCUUCGAUCUCACUAAUUAUGAGGAAGAUCUCCAAGAAGAGAUUCUGCUUCACUUGUAUGUAUAUGCUAUACAAUAUGCAAGGGAUAAAGAAUUCUCAACUAGACAGUUGUCUGUUUAUUUUUCAAUUGUGAAAGAUGUUCAUGAAUUCUGUGUGGAAAACUCCUUUGUUAGAAUCGAAGAAACGUUCGACUAUUUUGAAGAUCUCCUCAUCCGUCAUUGUAUCCUCCGUCCAGCAUUUAGCAUGGAACUGUUUUCAAUACCAGAAGCAAAAAAAAUAGCCUUCCACAUGGUUGACACAUAUUUUAGACACUUUAAACUUUACAAGUAUGCAUUCACUCCUCAGGUAUUGCUGGAUUUAGUUUUGAGCUACGUUGGGGAGACUACCUCUGCUGCAACCCAAGACCCGGAUGUUUCAUUGGAGGAAGAUAAAUCUGAAGCUGAAGGUUCCAAAGAAGAAAUUUUAAGUCCUGAAAAACAAAUGGAAUUGUUAAGGAUUUCUGAAAAAGAAAAAGCCAGGGCAUACCUGAGAAACCUGAUUACAGAAUUCUUACAAGGAAAGAUCAAGGAAAUACAAUUGUCAGUUCAAGGAAAGUUGAAAGAUUCUGAAAAAAUGGUGCAUGCUAAACUGGAUGAAGCAGGUUACCUCAAACGAGGAAGACAUAGAUUAGGCAAAUCUGCAAGACACUAG